GUUGGAAACGUUAUUCAUUCCGUACACAGAGGGAUUUCCUCCCCCCUUCCUGCCCUUUUCCUUCUCCUUUCAAACGCUGGUUCCGUCUGUUUCUACUAAUCUAUUUUUUGACUAGCUUUGUUCGUCUUCUCCAGCGCCGUUAUCUUCUCGGGCCGUUUAACGUUUCCGUCUCACCGUCCAGAGGAACUGAAAUCGGAGAAUCGAUUUAGGUUUAUCUUCAUCUUCUCCGGAUCUUCUCCGUUGCGGUCUCAUCCUCUCGGUGCUCUCCAUCACUUUCUUUCAGUGUAUACUUCUUUCUCAACAAAUCAACACAACAAUGGCAUCUUCAUCACCAUCUUCUCCUUCAGUGCCUGCCUUUUCUUAUCAGCUUUGGAAGUACCAUGUUUUUAUUAGUUUUAGAGGAGUGGAUACUCGUAAGAACAUUGUGGAUCAUCUCUACAAAGCUCUUCUACAACGAGGGAUCUCCACUUACAAGGACGACGAAACACUUCCUAGGGGCGAAUUAAUCAGGCAAUCCCUUAUGAAGGCGAUCAAAGACUCAUAUAUUGCCAUCAUUGUAUUCUCUAAAAACUUUGCAAAUUCUUCAUGGUGCUUAGAGGAGCUUUCAUAUAUUAUGAAAUGCAGAGAUACAAGAGGGCUAAUAGUUAUCCCCAUCUUUCAUAAGGUCAGUCCCUCUGUGAUACAGAAAUGUGGAGAAGCACUCUUUGAACAUAAGCUGAAGAACGAAAAGAAAGCUAAAUCUUGGAGAAAAGCACUUGUGUAUGCAUGUAGCAUAUCUGGAUUGGAAACCCAACGAAUUGCCAAUGGGCAUGAGGCAAAGUGCAUUGAAGUAAUUGUUGACACAAUUUUGGAGAGGUUGCAUCAAGAUGUUUCAAAUCUGAAUAUUUCAAAUGUGAAUGGCAACCUGAUCGGAAUAGAGGCUCGCAAGCAAGGAUUGAUUUCAGCGUUCGAACUUGGUUUUGAUGGUGUGUGCAUGGUUGGAAUAUGGGGGGUUGGGGGCGGUGGCAAGACUACUCUUGCCUCUUCUGUUUAUGAUGACAUCUCUAGCAAUUUUGAUGGUUGUUGCUUUAUAAAAAAUGUCCGGGAGGAAUCAUGUAAUAAAGCCGGUUUAGAAAGAUUGCAAGAAAAAAUUCUUUGUGGUGUUUUGAAACAAGAACAAGUGCAUGUAACGAGAGUUGAGGAAGGAAAACGCAUGAUAAAGGAUAGGUUACACCGUAGAAAGGUCUUGAUUGUUCUUGAUGAUGUUGAUCACCUUGACCAACUAGAAGCAUUAGCUGGAUCAGAAAACUGGUUUGGUGAAGGAAGCCGAAUAAUAAUCACGACUAGAGAUCAACAUUUAUUAGUUGCACACAGAGUAAAUGUGAUACACGAUAUUUGCUUGUUAAAUGAUGAUGAGGCCACCAACCUCUUUCGCAAGCAUGCACCCCGGAAUGGCAGACCUAUAGAAGACUAUGAGCUGCUUUCAAAAGUGGUGGUCUCUUAUGCUGGUGGGCUUCCAUUAGCACUUAAUAUUCUCGGUAGUUUUCUAUGUGACAAAGAUAUGAAUGAGUGGAGGAGUGCCUUGGCUAGAUUGAAAGAAAUUCCAGAUGCUAAUAUUUUGGAAGUUCUAAAGAUUAGCUUUGAUGGACUGACAAAGGUUGAGAAAGAGUUGUUCCUUGAUAUUGCAUGUUUCUUUAUGGGGAGGGAGAAAGACAAAGCAAUGGGGAUUCUUGAGGCUUGUGGUUAUCAUUCUGUUAUAGGCAUAAAGGUGUUGGUACAAAAGGCUCUCAUAACUAUUUCAGAAGAUGGAGAGUUUGAUAUGCAUGAUCUGGUGCAAGAAAUGGGACACUACAUUGUUAGAGGGGAACACCCUAACAAUCCCGAAAAACAUAGUAGGAUAUGGAAGAAGGAAGAUGUUCUAAAAAUAUGUGCAAUGGAUGCAACGAUGGUUAGUGCAAACAAGAAGCAACGUCGGUGGUUUGGUUUGAACAUUAAACAGAGAGUGAAGGCUACACGUUUAUUGCCAGAAAUGUUUCGACCAAGGGAGCUUUCGGGUCUAACAUUGAGUGAACUCGUGCAAAAACAACUUUGGGAUGCUUAUAAGGCAGGUGAUUCUGUUAUGUUGCUGCCAGAAAACAAUGAGAUGGACUACUACAACAGCGUGACACGUCUAGAUUGUGGCACUUCUCAUGGGUAUGAUCAGACAGCUGAUUCUGAUGAUGAGGAUGAGGAUGAGGAUGGAGACACAAGACUGAACCCUGUGCCUAAGGAGGCAGAGAAAAAUGACAGGAUAGACAGGGAGAUUUUGAAGAUGUUGGAAAAGGGGAAGAACAAGGUAGAGGUGGAGGUUGUGGAUCAGAUGGAAACAAUGGAAGAUAGGAUUGUAAAUAGGAUGAAAGGGUUUCUUCACGAGAGGAUAGAUAGGUUGGAGGAUAAAAUGGUGGAGAGGAUGGAUAUGUUGGAGAAUAGAAUGAUGAAGAUGGAAGGGAUUGUUGUGAAAAGGAUGGAGAGAUUGACAAAUAAAACGGUGGAGAUGGAAGGAGGGGUUGUGCAGAGGAUUGAGAGGUUGACAAAUAAAAUGGUGGAGAGAAUGGAUAUGUUGGAGAAUAGGGUGGGAGAUGUCGACAAAUAAAUUGGUAGAGGUGGAAGAAGGGAUUGUGGAGAGGUUACAAAUAUAAUUCUACAAUUGGAACAUGAACCAGACAAUAAAUUAGGAAAAAGAGGGGUUGAUUUCAGACAACCCCAAACCGGUGACAACAACCAAGCGCCAAAGUGAUGGGUAAAACUUGGCAACAUGCUCAGAUGGGGUAACUAAGCGGUUAGCAAGGAGCUCACCAAAGAGGAGUGAAAGUACAACCGGAGGAAGACUCGCACUACCCAUUGAUGGAUUGAACCUGUUGUGCUAUUCACCCAAACCCCAACUUGCCUCCUUGGAACCGACUAAGGGGCUAUUUGAUAGUUGUUGAUUGAGUCAGACCUAGGCCCAACCUCUUUAUCAGAUCGGUAAGAAGCAUAUCAGGAGUUAUGGGACCGAAUUAGAGGAUUUUAAUUGCGGUAUCAAACUUGCAUACCAAGUAAAAGGCAUAUCAAACCGUCCCUAAGCUACGCUCAAGAUAGAAGAAGGAUUUGUGCAAAUGUGGGAAGAUAGUGUGGCUCAGCGUUUUUAUCCUUGCAGUUGAUAUGUAAUGCAUGCAAAGACCCACUGGAAACUUUUUUAUGGAUGAAAUGGUUGUCGACUGUUGAGGACCAGUUGAGUGUGUUUCUUGCUAGAUGAUAGACUGGAAUUGUAUUGAAUUUGCAUGUAGGUAUGUGGGACAAGUGUUGUUGCAAAACAAAUGAUGAGCUUUUUAUGACCGACUGUAUCAGAUAUAUGUAUGUCAACUUGGCAUAACGAGUUUUACGAGGCUUUUAUGACUGACUA
This is a messenger RNA of Lactuca sativa (garden lettuce), 3400 nucleotides long. Its product is annotated as disease resistance protein Roq1. Gene Ontology annotation, molecular function: ADP binding. Gene Ontology annotation, biological process: signal transduction; defense response. The record is from RefSeq and is a predicted model, not a curated record. NCBI's taxonomy places the organism in Eukaryota, Viridiplantae, Streptophyta, Magnoliopsida, Asterales, Asteraceae.